Molecule: messenger RNA, 360 nt
Organism: Dovyalis caffra
Lineage: Eukaryota; Viridiplantae; Streptophyta; Magnoliopsida; Malpighiales; Salicaceae
Source: the annotation of a GenBank genome assembly
AUGAUUGGUUCGGUGCUACUAACCUUAAUCAAACUGCUACACUUUGAAUUCGAUGGCAAGACAGCUUUGAAAAAAAAUCAUACCCUCUAUAUGGCUCUAGGUACUAUGCUUCAUAUCUUUGACACUCCAGAUUUGGAAAGGCUACAAUGGUGUUUGAUGUCAUUAUGGGGUGAUAGUGGGGAAAGAGGUCGUGGUCGCUUGGUGAUAGCUUCGGCUAGAGUUGCUGCGUGUGAUGGCUUGCUGCACGCACGAAGCUUGGCAGGAGUUGUAGGGUGCUUGAUGGAGAUGUUGGGGGCUAGAUCUCCUUGGUAUAGUGUUUGUGCUUAUUUUGCAAGAGUUACUGGUGAUGGGAAACUAUAA